GCUCCGAAAUCUAUUAGAAAGAAUCGGCCUUUUAAAACGUAACGGCUAACGUUGAUCAGUCGCGGUAUCAGAGAAGAACUCGUCGUCGUCUAAUCAUUUGAUUCGUCGGAGAUCAUUUAGUGGAAAAAAUCGUAAUUAAUAUACGCAACGAUGGAUGAUCUAAGCAAGGAACAAAUUGCUCAUCUCAAAAUGGCUUUCGACGCCUUCGAUCACGAGAAAAAGGGUUGCAUCAGCACGGAUAUGAUUGGUACGAUCUUAGGGAUGCUGGGACACGAGCUGAUGGAGGAUACGUUGACAGAAAUUAUAGCAGAAGUGGAUACUGCAGGCACUGGCGAGUUGAGAUUCGAAGAGUUUUGCAUGCUCGCGUCACGAUUCCUAGAAGAAGAUCAGGAUACCGAAGCCAUGGAACAAGAAUUGCGCGAAGCUUUUCGUCUCUAUGACAAGGAAGGCAACGGUUACAUAACUACAGAUGUAUUUCGCGACAUUCUUCACGAACUUGACGACAAAUUGUCGCCUGAGGAAUUGGACAUGAUGAUUGAGGAAAUUGAUGCUGAUGGUUCGGGCACUUUGGACUUUGAAGAAUUCAUGGAAGUCAUGACGGGUUAAUGACGAAGCAACUAAAAUUAGGUCAAAUUCAAAAAAUCAUUUGCAAUAUAUUAGAAUUAUUUUCGAAUAAUACUAAAUUCUCUUGAACGAUAAAAUUAUUUUUUUUUUAAUACCUGUCAUCAAGAAAUACCAAAUUCUCUCAAAUUGCAUCGCAAGACCGGUCAACUUUUUUCUAUGUAUUUUUAUUACAAGUGACAAUAAGUACGAAAGGUUUAAUUAAAUAUUGUGUAAUAAUAAUUUUCGUUA
Cephus cinctus (wheat stem sawfly) is the source of this 852-nucleotide messenger RNA. Its product is annotated as troponin C. Lineage: Eukaryota; Metazoa; Arthropoda; Insecta; Hymenoptera; Cephidae. Gene Ontology annotation, molecular function: enzyme regulator activity; calcium ion binding. The coding region runs from base 151 to 606 and encodes 151 amino acids. The record is from RefSeq and is a predicted model, not a curated record. The transcript has 5 exons.